GAAACCCUAAAUCAAAUGCUCUACGUUCUACGACGGACUAGACGGGAAAAUCUUCACCCAAAUCGGGGUUCCCGAAUUCCUGCAAAUUCCUGUCAUAAUUUUUGGUAAUAGCUUUCGAAUCUUGUGGAAAGUUUGUUCCACUUCUCAAUUCUAGAUUUCCCCGGAGAAAUGGGAUUCAUAUGGACCUUGUUCGAAUUCCUAUCCAUCUCCGCUUCCGUUUUAGUUUUGGGAUUGAUGACCGCCAUUGUUCUCGCCACUUUCAGGAGAAAGAACAACCACAUCUGUCACGUUGACGCGCCUCCUGUUUUCGAGGAUCCGAAUUCAUUGAAGCCUGUUCCUUGUCCGUAUAUUCUUGAUUCGGCGGAAAAGUACUUAUCCUUGAUUGUUCCAGCAUACAAUGAGGAAUAUAGGCUUCCGGGAGCCCUUGAGGAAACCUUAAUUUAUCUUCAAGAACGUGCCGCUAAGGACGAGUCUUUUUCAUAUGAGGUGGUGAUUGUUGAUGAUGGAAGUACUGAUGGUACAAAACGAGUUGCAUUCGACUUUGUGAAGAGAUAUGCUGUUGAUAAUGUUCGAUUAGUCCUUCUUGGACGGAACCAUGGGAAGGGAGAAGCUAUAAGGAAAGGCAUGCUCCACUCACGUGGUGAAUUAUUGUUAAUGCUUGAUGCUGAUGGAGCAACUAGAGUGAGUGACCUCGAGAAACUUGAAAAUCAGAUUCAUGCAGUUGCUGCCAAGGAACUGAUGCUUGAAGACGCUUCAACUGGUGACGUAAUCUUGAGAAUUGCAGAUGUCCCGGUUGCUGCUUUCGGGUCUCGUGCUCAUCUUGAAGAGAAGGCGCUAGCAACAAGGAAAUGGUAUCGGAAUUUCUUGAUGAAAGGUUUCCAUCUGGUAGUUCUCCUUGCUGCUGGUCCUGGAAUUCGGGAUACGCAGUGUGGUUUUAAGAUGUUCACUAGAGCUGCUGCCCGGAAGCUAUUUGUUAAUAUCCGCUUGAAACGGUGGUGCUUUGAUGUUGAACUAGUAUACCUAUGCAAAAUUUUCCGUAUCCCUAUGGUUGAGAUAUCUGUGAAUUGGACGGAAAUUCCAGGAUCAAAGGUUAAUUUACUAAGCAUUCCUAACAUGUUGUGGGAGUUGGCUCUGAUGUCGGUAGGUUAUAGAACUGGAAUCUGGGAAAUUCAUUCGUAGAAGAUGAGUAUGGUUAACCUACUGGUCCUACCUGUUGAUCUGAUAUAGAAAAUUCUGACAAUGUUACUGACCCGGAGGAUACAUACAGAGUUUUUUUUAGUUAAAACAAGUUUUGAGCUUGUCGAUGAUGACAAACUUGUAAUAUUUGUAGCGGAAGUAAUGUUCAUUAUCACCUUGGAUACAUUUAUACGGCAUAGACAUAUAAGUUCAACCCUGAAUGAUGUUCUAUUUGAUUCAUGAUUUUACUAGAUCCAAUAAGAACUAUAUUACUUCGAA
Andrographis paniculata is the source of this 1455-nucleotide messenger RNA. RefSeq lists its product as uncharacterized. The transcript is spliced from 10 exons. NCBI's taxonomy places the organism in Eukaryota, Viridiplantae, Streptophyta, Magnoliopsida, Lamiales, Acanthaceae. Gene Ontology annotation, cellular component: endoplasmic reticulum membrane. The coding region runs from base 169 to 1179 and encodes 336 amino acids. The record is from RefSeq and is a predicted model, not a curated record.